AUGAGAAGGAAGCUAAGAAAUGGAAAGGGGGCCCGCGCUGGGAUAUGCCCAGGCGCGGGCGAAAUCGCUGGAGCGCUGAGGCAGUCGCGCGCGGCUAAGUCCCCACUGCAAGGGCGGGCUAGCGGCGCGCGCCCGAAAACCGCCGGCGCCGGCGCGCUGAGGCACUCGCGCGCGCCUAAGUCCCCACCACAGGGGCCAGGCUAGCAGGCGCGCGCAACGACCGAGGCGCCCCUGUCGAGCUGAGAGUGGACUCUUCACACAAGCGUCAAUCUCGAGUUGCCGAUUCUACCACCGACGCUGAAUACCUCGCCCUCUCGCAUGCUGGCAAGGAAGGGAUCUACCUCAGUCAGCUGCUCGAGGAGCUCCAUGUCCAACCUGUUGCACCGGCUCACAUUUUUACUGACAAUGAAGCCGCUGCCGCAGUUGCCCACGACCCUGUCCGCGUCUCCGGCACUCGACACAUACGCUUGCGCGAGCACUUUGUGGGACAUGGUGAAUCGGGGCGAUAUCUCACUCUCGCAUGUGGAACCAGCAACAUGGUGGCCGACAUCUUCACAAAGGCUCUUGGCCCAAAGAUUUUCUCGACACACUGCUACGCACUAGGCCUUCGCACUCGACACCCACGGCUUGGAUCUGCCUCGCAUUCGCGUGGGGGGGGGUGUGAAGAGUCCACUCUCAGCUCGACAGGGGCGCCUCGGUCGUUGCGCGCGCCUGCUAGCCUGGCCCCUGUGGUGGGGACUUAG
Microbotryum saponariae is the source of this 743-nucleotide messenger RNA. Lineage: Eukaryota; Fungi; Basidiomycota; Microbotryomycetes; Microbotryales; Microbotryaceae. The record is from the annotation of a GenBank genome assembly.